This is a messenger RNA of Kwoniella botswanensis, 1266 nucleotides long. RefSeq names its product chorismate synthase. Bases 1 to 1266 code for a protein of 421 amino acids. Gene Ontology annotation, biological process: chorismate biosynthetic process; aromatic amino acid biosynthetic process. The transcript has 6 exons. The record is from RefSeq and is a predicted model, not a curated record. Gene Ontology annotation, cellular component: cytosol. Gene Ontology annotation, molecular function: chorismate synthase activity; FMN binding. NCBI's taxonomy places the organism in Eukaryota, Fungi, Basidiomycota, Tremellomycetes, Tremellales, Cryptococcaceae.
AUGUCAUCUUUCGGCAACAACUAUCGUGUACACACCUACGGUGAAUCCCACUGCAAAUCAGUCGGUUGUAUUGUCGACGGUGUUCCUCCUGGACUUAAAUUGACAGAAGAGGACAUUCAAGUACAACUGUCUAGAAGAAGGCCAGGUCAGAGUGAUAUCACCACUGCCCGAUCUGAAUUCGAUACCGUCCACUUACAAUCCGGUACAGAACAUGGUGUAACCCUCGGAACACCUAUUGGUCUUCUGGUGCAAAACAAAGAUCAACGACCACAUGAUUAUGCUGAAACCGACCUGUACCCUCGACCUUCUCAUGCCGAUUACACCUACUUGGCCAAAUACGGUCUCAAAGCUUCUUCAGGUGGUGGUAGAGCGUCAGCGAGGGAGACUAUCGGUCGAGUAGCUGCGGGUGCUAUCGCCGAGAAGUACCUCAAAGAAGCAUUUGGCCUGGAGAUCGUAGCUUUUGUUGCUUCCGUAGGCAAAGUCGCCCUGCCCUUUGCUGAGGAAGAAGAUGAAGUGCUAGGUAAAGAAUAUAUGGAUUUGGUCAAGUCGGUUAAAAGGGAAGAAGUGGAUAAGGAGAUCACUAGGUGUCCUCACAAGGCGACCAGUCAGAAGAUGGAGGAGACCAUCCGAGCUGCCAAAGCCAAAGAUGAUUCCCUCGGAGGAUCCAUAACCUGUGUAAUCCGAAACACCCCCGCCGGUCUAGGAGAACCAGCAUUCGACAAGCUAGAAGCCGUCUUGGCACACGCAAUGUUAUCCAUUCCAUCUACCAAAUCGUUCGAGAUCGGAUCAGGUCUCAGAGGAACCACUUUCCCAGGAUCGAUACAUAAUGAUCCGUUCAUUGAAGGUGUGGACGAACGAACGGGAGAAAAGACUUUGAGGACCUCUACGAAUUGGUCGGGAGGUAUCCAGGGUGGAAUUUCGAAUGGUGAAGAUAUCUAUUUCAGAAUCGGCUUCAAACCUCCUGCCACCAUCGCUCAAGAACAGCCCACAGCACGAUACGAUGGUUCAGCUGGUGUCUUAGCUGCCAAAGGUAGACAUGACCCUUGUGUGGUUCCUAGAGCUGUUCCUAUCGUUGAAACUAUGGCUGCCAUCGUCAUCAUGGAUAUGGUCCUCCAACAAAAUGCCAGGAAAUCGGCUGCCUCCCUCCUACCUGCCCUCACUCAUCUACCACCUACCAUGGUCCUUCCCGGUAAAUCAACGGUUCAAGCCGUCGUGAAUGGUAAAGAUGUGGGUGAAGUGCAAAACCAGAAGAUUGGUGAGGAAUAG